Eurytemora carolleeae is the source of this 4647-nucleotide messenger RNA. It is a transcript of the gene PNPase, whose product is annotated as polyribonucleotide nucleotidyltransferase 2, mitochondrial. The record is from RefSeq and is a predicted model, not a curated record. Gene Ontology annotation, biological process: mitochondrial RNA 3'-end processing; mitochondrial mRNA catabolic process. NCBI's taxonomy places the organism in Eukaryota, Metazoa, Arthropoda, Copepoda, Calanoida, Temoridae. Gene Ontology annotation, molecular function: 3'-5'-RNA exonuclease activity; polyribonucleotide nucleotidyltransferase activity; RNA binding. Gene Ontology annotation, cellular component: mitochondrion; cytosol. The transcript has 37 exons. Bases 28 to 4647 code for a protein of 1539 amino acids.
UUUUAAAUGUAAUUUCAGAUCUCUACAAUGCUGCGAGUUCUAAGGCGAAAAUGUUUUUACUGCUUGAAAUUUCACGAGAAGCCUGUUCAAAUGAAAACAUACUUUUCUACAAGAGCAACGGAAAAGGUUGAAAUCGAGUGUGGUGGAAACAGCAAGCUUGAGAUCAGCACCGGUCAACUUGCUAGACUAGCAGAUGGUACAGCAGUUGCCAGGUUAGGGAACACCUCUGUAAUGACAACUGUUGUCUCCAAGGGAAAACCUUCUGCUCAAGGUUUCCUUCCUCUUACAGUAGAUUACAGACAGAAAGCAGCUGCUGCUGGUCGUAUUCCAACCAACUAUCUACGGCGGGAGCUGGGAGCUUCUGAGAGAGAAAUAUUGGUUGGACGGAUGAUAGAUCGGAGUAUACGACCUCUGUUCUCUCAAGGAUAUCAAGUAGAAACAGGAUUGAACUGUAAUCUCCUGUCUGUGGAUGGAAUACAUGAUCCUGAAGUUCUGAGUAUAAAUGGUGCUAGCGCAGCACUCAGUAUAUCUGAUGUACCCUGGGGUCCAGCUGUUGGAGCGGUCAGGUUAGGUUACUGUAGUGGUCAGAUAUUGGUAAACCCGACCAGAAAAGAAUUGACCCACAGCGAGCUGAACCUAGUGGUUGCUGGAACUAGAGAUGGGUUGGCAACUAUGCUGGAAGGUGAAGCUAAAUGUUUAGACCAUAAAACUUUCAUCGAGGCAAUUCAGGUUGGAUUAGAGCACUGUGCUCGUAUAGCGCUAAGUAUAGAGAGCCUGGGAGAGAAGGUAGGAAGGAAGAAGAGAGAAGUUGGUGGAGAAACUACUGUACAACAAGAUCAGGAUUUAUUGUAUCUUGUGGAUACUUUGUGUACUGCAAAACUUAGAGCUAUUUAUACAGAUUACAGCUUGGAUAAACAGUCUAGAGAUGGCAAAAUGUUUAAAGUUCGUGACGAAAUGAUAACUCAGGUAAAGAGUAUUAAACCUGAAGCUGAGAGUUCCAUUCUCUCUGAUAUAUUCAGCAGUGUCAGUAAAACAAUCAUUAGAAAUCUCAUCUUCCAGGUAAAGAUAUUUUCAAGGAAAUGGUUGUCUAUACUCUGCAUGCAUUAUACAGGGUGUUAUAGAUAUAUACUAGGUGGCGUGAAGGAGAAGAACUUUAUGCUCCACUAUGAGUUCCCUGGAUAUGCUACUGGAGAACUAGGUCGAGGAGGCUCAAGAAGAGAACUAGGACAUGGAGCACUAGCAGAGAAAGCUCUUAGACAAGUUCUUCCUUCAGGAACACCUUUCACCAUCAGAUUAACUUCUGAGGUUCUUGAAUCCAAUGGUUCUUCAAGUAUGGCCAGUAUAUGUGGAGGCUCUAUGGCACUUUUAGAUGCUGGUUUACCUCUAUCUGAGCUGGCUAGUGGGGUAGCUAUGGGUCUAGUAUCUAGGGAGGGGGAGGAGAAGGUUCUAACAGAUAUCAUGGGGAUGGAGGACUAUCUUGGGGAUAUGGAUUUCAAGCUAGCUGCUACAAGAUCUGGAGUAUGUGCCUUGCAAGCUGAUGUUAAACUCCCCGGCAUUAGUUUAGAUGUUAUUAAAGAAGCUGUUGAGGGGGGUAUACAAGCUAAUCAUAAGAUACUGGAUAUAAUGUCAGCUUGUAUACAAGAACCAAGGGAAUACAAGGACUGCUGGCCUGUAUCUCGAAAGCUUGAAGUGCCUUCACACAAACGAGGAAAAUUUCUUGGUCAGGCUGGUCUUAAUGUACGAAGAAUUACGCAGGAGACUGGCGUUCAAAUAUUCGCCGAGGCGGAAGGAACAUGGCAAUUGUUUGCCCCUAACCCAGACUCUAUGGCGGAGGCAGAAACAAUUAUUGAAAAUAUUUUGGCGGAAGAAAAAGUUCCAGAACUUGAAUUCGGAGGUAUCUACUCUGGACGUAUAACUGAGAUCCUGGAUCGAGGUGUGAUGCUUGAGCUUCAUGAAGGGAUUAGUCCUGUUCUUCUUCAUAACUCUCAACUCAGUGCUCAGAAGAUCCAGCAUCCUAGUGUAUUGGGUCUCAAGGUUGGAGAGAAUCUCCAGGUUAAAUACUAUGGAAGAGAUCCUGCUACUGGACAGAUGAGAUUAAGCAGAAAAGUACUCGCUGUGAGCUCAGCAGCAGCUGUGAAAAACCUGCAGAAAUCCACUAAACCCCUCCAAAGCUCCGCCAAAAGAGAAGAUGUACCUGACAAUUCAGCAAUUAAUCCACCAUUACGCCCCCGCCUGCAAAUCAAUGAGAACAGAGCAGAUUUCUUCUCCCCACAAGAACCUGACCCUCGACAUGACCAGCCUAGAAGGGAACCGGUUUUAACCAGGAAAGACUUGUUCCUGAGACCUAAGAAUGUUCAGAAGGAAGCGUUCAAGGUUAGCAGCAAAGUUCCUGAAACAUCUGUGGAGGAGAAUCCGGAAGGCAACAGCAAUGAAGUAAACCUUCAGGAAAAUAGCAAUGAAGUAAACCUUGAGGCAAAGAGCAAUGAAGUAUACUGCGAGGAAAAGAGCAAUGAAGUAAACCUUAAGGCAAAGAGCAAUAAGAUAUACUGCGAGGAAAAGAGCAAUGAAGUAAACCUUGAGGCAAAGAACAAUAAAGUAAACCUUGAGGAAAAGAGCAAUGAAGUAAACCUUGAGGCAAAGAACAAUAAAGUAAACCUUGAGGAAAAGAGCAAUGAAGUAAACCUUGAGGCAAAGAGCAAUGAAGUAUACUGCGAGGAAAAGAGCAAUGAAGUAUACUGCGAGGAAGAGGACAGCAAUGAAGUCUAUUAUGAGGUUGACAGGUUGCUCAAUAAACUCAUGGCAAUCAGCAUGGAGAUCAAGGAUGCUUCUCAAAGAAAGGAGAAUGUGGACCGUGAAUGGGGUUUUGUAAAGGAAGCUCUAUCGAGUAUAGAACAGUCCAGUAAUACUUCAAGAAUACUCAGUCAAGCUUUUAACUCUGAUAAAAUAGAACUUUGUAAAAAGUUUUCUACACAAUCCAAGGCGAUUAACGAGACCCUUCUCCUGCUCACCAGACAGUACAGAGAUAUUAAGGAGGAACUGGAGACAGCUAAACGUAUAUUUAUCAAGCACAAGAUCCCUGAGAAAUCUGCAAGUGACUUGGUUAAAGAUGAUGAAGUCUGUAUUAUAUCUGAACCUGAAUCAGGGUUAGAUCUUGAAUCUAAAUUAGGAUCUGAACAUGUGUCAUCAGGAACAGAGAGAUAUAACAGAGAAGUGAUUUCUGAUCUAGUCAAGGAAACCCUAAGUCCACCAUAUUAUGAACGUAUGCGGAGAAAUAAUAGUUAUGAACCUGGAGUAUCUUCUUGGGAGGACCCGGCCAGACAUUUUAAUGCCGAUGAUCUGCUUACCAGAGAUAUCUGGACCAAACCCAUCCCGUUCCUGUCCAAUCCAGACCUGGAGCUAACCCAACCACAACCUCACUCAACACAAUACUCUCAAAGUAAAGACUCCAAGGUUGAUUCUGAACUGAAACCAGACUUGAAACCAGAUUUAAAAAGUUCGUCCAAAAACUUGAGUUCUAAAGAAACGCUGACACUGUAUUUAAGUAACAUGCAGAUUGAGAAGAAAUCUUCUAAAACGUCAAACCUUGCUAAGAAGAAAGUGAAUGUUCUUCACGCGCAGAAAACAAGAAUGAAGUUGAUCGAAGAAAUUAGUAAAGAAAUGGAUAAUAUUCAUGAGAGGUUUAGCUGUGGCACUGAUAUCCCCUCUACUCUGAAAAAUGACAAAGUUUCAAAUAUUGUUCGUAAAAAUUGUCAAGAUUUUAAUACCUUGGUUCGCUGGCUUUCUCAGCUUGACAAUUUCAAUGCAGCCAGACUGAAGGAUGUAACAGAAGGCGCUAAAUCAAUUCACAGAUCUCUGAAAAAGAAUCUUGAAAAUUUGGACGUGAACAAGAAAUUCCUCAACUACAACAGUUCGGCCAUUAAAUUUAUUGGUCGCCAUCUUGGUAAACCAGAUCAUCCUCUGGUUGGGCUAGCGCAGAAGAACACGCAGAAACUUGCGGCAUUGUAUGAGCAGAACCUCGAAUUUCUGGCGAGGGACUGUUCACUUCAUUCAAGACAAGAUCAGAAUCCUAACAUUGUUUGGGAAGAGUACUGUCGACUUAGUCAUCAGCUUAAGCAGAUAACAGAUCGGUUGUGGGAUAUAGAGCUGAGUGAGGAGAGGGUAGCCGACCUUGACGACUGGAGGGAGGAGAGUAGGGACAUGAUGUCCUCUAGCCUCCAGUACAAACUGGAGAUGAUAGAUGAGGUGCAAGAGAGGAUAGACGGGUUCACCAAGUUUGAGAUGGAGAAGAACUGGAGCAAUGUAGAGAAGAAUAUUCAUGUACUACAGGGAUUAAAAGUAGAAGGUCUUCAAGAAUGGCUGUCCUCUACACAAUCCCUUCCAGACUGGAUCAGUCAAGAACUGAAGGAUCAUUUACUGGAGAGAUGUGACAAAUAUUUAGAAUUGGAGACAAACAGAAAACAGAUUCAGAACUCCUGGUUGAAUUUACGAGGUAAAGACGACUCAUUAAACCUCUCCCUUGACGUACUUUACUCCCAGAUGAGAACCUGCUUUGCGAAGGUUAAAUACUCAUACUUGGAGAAUAGGAGACAUAGAAGUGAAAUAAGCACUUAUUUUAUAAAAUGGAGUACCAUUAAGAUUGCAGAGUAG